CUCUUGCUUUUAAAGUAAAAAUAAACCUGGAGUAAGUUAUCAGACCCAGUAAACAAGGUGACUUGGAAUUAGGAUGGGGUAUAUUUUAACCUGCAUUUCAUAUACUUGUGUCACCUUCCUAACCCUUUUCAGUAUCCAUCCACCUUGGCACAGGACUGGCAAGUAGUUGCCUGUAUAAAUUUCAUAUCAAUCCUGCUACUAAUUGUAGCUUUGGUUUGUUCACAACCUAGCUUUUUGCACUAAAACAGAUUUUCUCAUUUAGCGUGUCACUGACACUGCAGCAUCUCCAAGGCAGUGCUUCUGAAUUUGCAGUGCAGGGUACCCAUGGUCAUUUAGUUUAUGGGUUUCAUGUACUUCAAGAAAUCUCUGAAUCCUUUCCUAGGCACCUGAAAUAUUGAAGUUUGUGCACUCCCAAUUUGAAGGGAAACAAUUAUCCAUGAUUAAUCCAGAAACGUCCUUGGUUACUGUCAUAUUUAGUAUGUGGCUUUUGAGUGCUUUAUGUCAGCAUAUUGUCUUCGAAUUGUGUGUUUCUGUAGAAUUGUCUAAACUUACAAAUUUACCUUCCACAAGUAUUUGAUUCAUUGGAGGCUUCUUCUUAGGGUGAAAUAAUAUAAUUAACAUAUACAAAGUUAAAAGAAGCAAAAUUGCUUGUGAACUUGGAUACAACUGAUUUAUAAAUUUAGGCUUUGUGAGAGAGAUAGUUUUAAAUAAUCGACAACUCAGUGAUUUAGUGUAUAAGGCUAUGAACAGUUUGUAAUAGUGGCUAUAUAAUGUGCCUUCAGUAAAUAAUUGAAAUAUGGUACAACUCUGAAUGAAGCCUUGAAAUCUGAUAACAAUCAUAGUAAUUGUGAAUAAACUUAAUACUGUGCUUUCUCCAGCUUCCAUUUUCCAGGAAAGCUAUUGUUAAGUGAGCACAGACUAUAUGGAUAGCAAUGUAAGAUUUGAUAAUAUGUAGAUGGGAAGGUGUUAAUGCAGUGAUUGGGGAGGUAUUCUGGGAAAGUUUUGUUUAUGUUAAUGAUCUGAAGUGGUACUCUGCAUAUAAGGGGAAAGUGCAGCCCUCAAAGGACCAUCUCCUUGUUCCAGACUACUAAGGAGUAUUCCAGAAAACUGGGAACAUAGUUUGCCUUCCAGAAACAAAAGAAGAAUCUACCCAGAGGUCUGUGUAGUUUGGGUUAGUAGAGUAUGGGAGUAGGAGAAAGCCAUAGAGGGCUGGGAGGCAAUGGUAGUGGUUUAGGACCCUGAUACACGUCCCUGUUCCCCAGCAAGCUUCCACACAAUUAGGAGGCUCCGAAAGCCAAACCUCCUGCUCACUCCAGCCUAUUCUCUUCCUUGCUCAGUUGUUACAAAGGGGUUGUUAUAGAGAUUCUUGUAUCCUGCGUGGGCUUCUCUGAUGGUGAACAGUUUGCCUCAAAGUCUGGUGAAGUUGUUGGACUGACUUUUGAUGGAGGUCUCCUCAAUCACAAGAACCAUAAAACAGGGACUUUCACUGGCAAAAGAUGACAUUGUUCAGCUGAAAGAAGCAUACAAAUGGAUUAUUCAUCCCCUGUUCUCUGAGGAGCUGGGUGUUCCUGCUGAUGGAAAGAGCUUGUUCGAUGUAAGUGUGGUCUUUGCUCACCCAGAAACAGAUGAGGAUUGCCAUUUCCUAGCCACGGCACAUCCAGAUUGUUUCAAGCCAGCAAAGAAGAAACAGUCUGUUUUCACUAGAAUGGCAGUUAUAAAGGCCUUGGAGAAGAUAAAAGAAGAGGAUUUCCGUAAGCAUUUUCCAUGUCCCCCAAAUGCACCAAAGAACUUCUGCACUGUUGUGGAAAUUCAGUGCACCAACAGUGCAAUUUUUGUGGCUGGACGAUACAACAAAUAUUCAAGGAAUUUACCACAGACUCCAUGGAUUAUUGAUGGAAAGCGAAAGCUGGAAUCUUCAGUGGAAGAGCUGAUUUCAGAGCACCUAAUGACAGAAUUUAAAGCAGACAGUUUUAAUUUUUCAUCCUCUGGAAGAGAAGAUGUGGAUGUGAGAACAUUAGGCAAAGGAAGGCCCUUCACAAUUGAGCUGGUGAAUCCUCAUAGAGUACAGUUUACUGCCGAGGAAAUGAAGGGACUUCAGCAGAAGAUUAAUAGCUCAUCAGACAAAAUACAGGUUCGAGAUUUGCAGCUGGUCACCAGGGAGGCAAUUGGGCAUAUGAAGAAAGGUGAGCAGGAAAAGACAAAGACCUACAGUGCCUUAAUUUGGACAGACAAGUCAAUACAAAAGGAAGAUAUUGUGUUUCUAGAUGAUGUAAAGGAAUUAAAACUUGACCAAAAAACCCCUCUGCGAGUUCUUCACAGAAGGCCUCUAGCAGUAAGAACUCGUGUUAUUCACACCAUGACAUCAGAGUACAUAGAUGAACAUCAUUUUCGUCUGAAUCUGAAAACACAAGCUGGGACCUACAUUAAAGAGUUUGUGCACGGAGAUUUUGGAAGAACAAAGCCCAACAUUGGAUCCCUGAUGAACACAACUGCUGACAUUCUGGAGCUGGAUGUGGAAUCUGUUGAUGUUGACUGGCCUCCAGCCCUGGAUAAUUAAGAGUCUUUCAAGUUGGGAAGAGGAAGAGGAACUGGUUAUAGCCUGAACUGUGUACAGUACAGUAAUUUGCUUAUCCAUUGCAGAGUACUUUUUUGAACAAUUGGAUCAUGUUGAUCCAAUAACUUUUGGCAUGAUUCUUUACAGGAUGCUGUAUUGAUACAAGUGAAUACGUUUCUUGUUUUUUAAAGAUUUUACUUAGAAGUGCAUGUCAUAGAAUACAUGUACCAAUGAUGUACUUUGCAGGGUAUACCAAAUACAAAUUUCUUAAUACUGUUUAAAACCUGUUGGUUGAAAAAUAAAAGUAGUACUCUUUCUGAAACUAGAAAGAAAAAUAAACAUAUUUUUAUAUUGGAUGCUA
Gavialis gangeticus (Gharial) is the source of this 2915-nucleotide messenger RNA. RefSeq names its product pseudouridylate synthase 10 (gene PUS10). NCBI's taxonomy places the organism in Eukaryota, Metazoa, Chordata, Crocodylia, Gavialidae. Gene Ontology annotation, molecular function: pseudouridine synthase activity; RNA binding. Bases 1442 to 2557 code for a protein of 371 amino acids. Gene Ontology annotation, biological process: tRNA pseudouridine synthesis. The record is from RefSeq and is a predicted model, not a curated record. The transcript has 14 exons.